Molecule: messenger RNA, 972 nt
Organism: Maylandia zebra (zebra mbuna)
Lineage: Eukaryota; Metazoa; Chordata; Actinopteri; Cichliformes; Cichlidae
Source: RefSeq, a predicted model, not a curated record
AUGACUUCAUCAUCUCACCUGAGCUCAAAAUUCUGGUGCGUGAAGGCGUCCCUCGGGAGUAUCGGCAGAGUGUGGCGCUGUUUGGUCCGAGCCAGAACUUUGACAAGCCAAGAGUGCCACACGCAACGCUAUCAGCAGCUGUGUGAGAAGAGUCGGACAGCUCCUAAUCCUGCCUCCAGGCAGGUCCAGCUGGACCUUCACCGAACCCUGACGACCAAUCAGCACUUCUCCUCGCCGUCCAGCCCCGCCCUCCAGCCCCACCCUUCAGCCCUGCCCUCCAGCAGCUCCGCCGCAUCCUUCUGGCCUUCUCCGGGCAUAACCCUGCCAUUGGCUACUGCCAGGUUAGCGGCCCUCGCUCUGCUGGUCCUCCAAAGUGACGAAGACGCCUUCUGGUGUCUGGUGGCAGUGGUGGAAGCCAUCAUGCCUCAGGACUACUACACCAAGAAUCUGGUGGCCUCUCAGGCGGACCAGCGCGUGCUGAAGGACUUCAUGGCGGAGAAGCUUCCUCGCCUGGCAUCUCACUUUGAGGAUCACAACAUUGACGUCUCUCUGGUCACCUUCAACUGGUUCCUGGUGGUUUUUGUGGAGAGUCUGCCCAGCGACAUCCUGAUGCCUCUGUGGGACGCCUUCCUGUAUGAGGGUACCAAGGUGAUCUUCAGAUACACUCUGGCUCUGUUCAAAUACAAAGAGGACGACAUCCUGAAGAUUCACGACAGCGUGGAGAUCUACCAGUACCUACGCUUCUUCACAAAGACCGUCUCCAAUGCCAGGAAGCUGGCCAGCAUCGCCUUCAACGACAUGAACCCACUCCCCAGCCGGCUGCUGAGGAACCGGCGAGUGCUCCACCUGGAGCGCCUGCAGGCGGAGCUGCGUGAGCUGGAGGAGCAGCACAAGGAGUUCAUCACAGAGAGCGUCGUACGGAAAGACAAAGAGCUCGACGUCAUGGUGAGCGAGGACGACGAGGACCUCUGA